Molecule: messenger RNA, 2415 nt
Organism: Candoia aspera
Lineage: Eukaryota; Metazoa; Chordata; Lepidosauria; Squamata; Candoiidae
Product: vomeronasal type-2 receptor 26-like
Exons: 5
Coding region: 1-2415 (804 amino acids)
Biological process (GO): G protein-coupled receptor signaling pathway
Cellular component (GO): plasma membrane
Molecular function (GO): G protein-coupled receptor activity
Source: RefSeq, a predicted model, not a curated record
AUGAUAACAAAAUUCCACCAGCACGCCCUUGCCCUGGCCUUUGCUGUGAAGGAGAUCAAUGAGGACCCCCAGAUCUUGCCUAAUGUGACUCUGGGUUUCCAUAUUUAUGAUAGCUACUAUGAUGCAAGGAUGACCUAUCGGACCACCCUAGACCUGCUCUUCAAAUCACCUAGCCUUCAUCCCAACUACAGAUGUGCCAGACAGAGGAACCUGAUAGCCAUCAUUGGAGGACUUGGUUCUGAUACCUCCUUCCACAUGGCAGACAUCUUGGGUCUCUACAAGACUCCACAGCUCACAUAUGGAUCGUUGGUCCCUCAGAAGACUCAUUACAGCCCAGCCCCUUUGUUUCAUUCCAUGGUCCCCAAUGAAGCCUACCAAUACUCUGGGAUCAUCCAGUUGCUUGAACAUUUUGGGUGGACUUGGAUAGGGCUUGUGGCUUUAGAUAAUGAUGAUGGAGAGAACUUCCUGCAGAUCUUGGAACCGUUGCUUGCCCAGAACGGAAUCUGCACAGCUUACACAGAACAAAUCCCUUAUGCAUUUCAUUUGGAUGACUUGGAAAAGAUUAUUGAUACAGCAUCAAAUAUCCAUAUGCCUUUAACUGAUCAUAAAGCCAAUACAUUUAUCAUUUAUGGAGAAUCUUUGACCAUUGCACUGCUGAGAGGCAUUUUAUUUGUGCAAGACCCUACAAAUAAAGAAUUAGACUCAUUCAGAAAGGUGUGGGUAAUGACAAGUGGGAUUGAUUUCAUACUCCCAGGACUUCAGAGAGGUUGGGAUCUUGAUUUAUUCCAGGGAGCCAUUGCCUUUAUGGUCCACUCAAGAGAACUUCAGGGAUUCAAAGCAUUUCUUCAGAUGGUAGAACCUUCCUGGGCUCAAGAAGAUGGUUUCCUUAAGGAGUUUUGGGAGCAAGCAUUUGACUGUGUUUUCCCAACUCCAGACAUAUCAAUAAAGCAGGACGAAAAACUGUGUACUGGGGAAGAAAGUUUGGAAGAUCUGCCUGGGCCCAUAUUUGAAAUGCGUACCAUUGGACACAGCUACAGUGUCUAUAAUGGUGUUUAUGCAGCAAUACAUGCUUUGCAGGCCAUGUUCUCAUCUCAGUCCUUCCGGAAAUCCAUCUUGAGGGGCGAAUCUGCUGAACUUGUCAAACGUCAACCUUGGCUGCUCCACCCAUAUCUUCAAAGGGUUUCCUUCAACAAUUCGGCUGGUGACACAGUGUCCUUCAAUGAGCAAAAGGAAAGGAGAGGUGGAUUUGACAUUGUGAACAUGGUCAGUUUUCCAAACAGGUCCUUUGAGAGAGUGAAAAUUGGAUGGAUAGACCCAGAUGCGCCCCAUGGAGAAGAAUUCAGAAUUCGUGAGAAUCUGAUUAUGUGGCACAGAGUCUUCAAUCAGGUCUCUCCCCAGUCAGCAUGCAAUGACUGGUGCCAUCCUGGAAGUCAAAAGGAAAAGAAGGAAGGAGAGAAUUUUUGCUGCUAUGACUGUGUCCCCUGCCCGGAUGGGGAGAUUUCAAACAAGACAGAUAUGGAAAAUUGCUUCAAAUGUCCAGAAGAUCAAUAUUCUACCAAAGAAAAAGAUGACUGCAUUCACAAAAUUGUAAUGUAUCUUUCUUAUGAGGAACCACUAGGGUUGACUUUAGCCUCCAUUUCUGUUUCAUUGUCUUUGAUCACUGCUCUCGUAUUAGGAGUAUUUCUUAAGCACAGAGAUACCCCUCUGGUCAAAGCCAACAACCGGGACCUCACCUACACUCUCCUUUUCUCCCUCCUCUUCUGCUUCCUGUGUCCUCUCCUGUUCCUUGGCCAACCAAACAAAGUGACCUGCCUUCUCCGACAACCAAUGUUUGUCAUCAUCUUCUCCAUGGCUGUUUCUUGCAUCUUGGCCAAAACCCUCACUGUGGUGGUAGCUUUCAUGGCUACCAGGCCAGGCUCCAACGUGAAGAAGUGGGUGGGGAAAAGGAUGGCAACCUCUAUGGUUCUUUUCUGCUCUCUCAUUCAAGAAGGUCUUUGUACCAUCUGGCUAGCAUCUUUCCCCCCAUUCCCACAGUUGGACAUGCAUUCCAUGACCAAAACCAUCAUCAAGGAAUGCAAUGAAGGCUCUCUAGUCAUGUUCUCCUGUGUCCUGGGCUACAUGGGCCUGCUGGCCCUUGCCAGUUUCUUUGUGGCCUUCUGUGCUCGCAGAUUACCAGACAGCUUCAAUGAAGCCAAAUUCAUUACCUUUAGCAUGCUGGUGUUCUGCAGUGUCUGGGUGCUGUUUGUUCCAACUUACCUGAGCUCAAGAGGAAAAGCCUUGGUGGCUGUGGAGAUCUUCUCCAUCUUAGCUUCCAGUACUGGAUUACUGGGAUGUAUCUUUUUCCCUAAAUGCUACAUCAUUAUGUUGAGACCUGAGCUGAAUAUCAAGGAGCACCUAAUAAGAAGAAAGAAUUAA